This is a messenger RNA of Apodemus sylvaticus (European woodmouse), 765 nucleotides long. It is a transcript of the gene H1-4, whose product is annotated as H1.4 linker histone, cluster member. The record is from RefSeq and is a predicted model, not a curated record. Gene Ontology annotation, cellular component: nucleosome. Lineage: Eukaryota; Metazoa; Chordata; Mammalia; Rodentia; Muridae. The transcript has a single exon. Bases 48 to 707 code for a protein of 219 amino acids. Gene Ontology annotation, biological process: nucleosome assembly. Gene Ontology annotation, molecular function: DNA binding; structural constituent of chromatin.
AGUGCCUCUGCUUCCGGCUCGAGUUCUCUCUCUUCACACGCCUCGCCAUGUCCGAGACUGCGCCUGCUGCGCCCGCCGCCCCGGCCCCCGCCGAGAAGACACCCGUAAAGAAGAAGGCACGGAAGGCCGCAGGUGGCGCGAAGCGCAAAGCGUCCGGACCCCCGGUGUCCGAGCUCAUCACCAAGGCUGUGGCUGCCUCCAAGGAGCGCAGCGGCGUGUCCCUGGCCGCGCUCAAAAAAGCGUUGGCAGCCGCCGGCUACGACGUGGAGAAGAACAACAGCCGCAUCAAGCUCGGGCUGAAGAGCCUGGUGAGCAAGGGUACCCUGGUGCAGACCAAGGGCACCGGCGCCUCCGGCUCCUUCAAACUCAACAAGAAGGCGGCUUCAGGUGAGGCUAAGCCCAAAGCAAAGAGGGCAGGCGCGUCCAAGGCGAAGAAGCCUGCGGGCGCAGCCAAGAAGCCCAAGAAGGCUGCGGGAACAGCCACCCCCAAGAAGAGCACCAAGAAGACUCCAAAGAAAGCAAAGAAGCCAGCGGCGGCUGCAGGAGCCAAAAAAGCUAAGAGCCCGAAGAAGGCAAAGGCAACUAAGGCUAAGAAGGCGCCCAAGAGCCCUGCCAAGGCGAAAACGGUAAAGCCCAAAGCGGCCAAGCCAAAAACCUCCAAGCCUAAGGCAGCUAAGCCAAAGAAAACUGCAGCCAAGAAAAAGUAAAUUUUCUUUGGCUAACUGCUUAGAAGCCCAACAACCCAAAGGCUCUUUUCAGAGCCAC